Messenger RNA from Meriones unguiculatus (Mongolian gerbil), 3795 nucleotides. RefSeq names its product methyltransferase 2A, tRNA N3-cytidine (gene Mettl2a). The transcript has 9 exons. The record is from RefSeq and is a predicted model, not a curated record. Bases 61 to 1203 code for a protein of 380 amino acids. Lineage: Eukaryota; Metazoa; Chordata; Mammalia; Rodentia; Muridae. Gene Ontology annotation, molecular function: tRNA (cytidine-N3)-methyltransferase activity.
AGCGCAGCCCACAGGAAGUCUUCCCGUUAUAGAAAAGAGGGGGCUUCCGUCUCCGGUGUCAUGGCGGCCUCCUGUCCUGAAGGCGUGCCGGAGGCCCAAGAUGGGAAGAGAAGGCAGUUCGGGAACCGGUUCCUGAACGACCCCACGCGCGUCUUCCACCACAACGCCUGGGACAACGUGACGUGGUCAGAGGAGCAGGCCGCGGCGGCGGAGAGGAAAGUGCAGGAGAACAGUUCUCAGCUGGUGUGCCCCGAAAAGCAAGUUGAUUAUGAGGUCAAUGCCCACAAAUACUGGAAUGACUUCUACAAAAUUCAUGAAAAUGGGUUUUUCAAGGAUAGACACUGGCUUUUUACCGAAUUCCCUGAACUGGCACCUAGCCACAAUCACGUGACUGAUUUACCCUUGGAGAACUGUAAACACAGAAGCAGUGAUGAUGGACCCAUCUUAACAACAGAACAGCACACGUGUUCUUGUACCAGCCACGGGUGCGAGACUCAGGUGCCUUCUGUGGAAGAGACGGUGACGCAGAAGCUCACUCACCUAGAAAUCCAUGCUGAUGAAUUCCCUGGAUCCUCAGCCACCUACCGAAUACUUGAGGUUGGUUGUGGUGUAGGAAACACAGUCUUUCCAAUUUUACAAACUAACAAUAACCCAAACCUCUUCGUGUACUGUUGUGAUUUUUCUGCCACAGCUAUUGAACUGGUCAAGACAAAUCCAGAAUAUGAUCCUUCUCGCUGUCUUGCCUUUGUUCAUGACUUAUGUGAUGAAGAUCAGAGUUACCCCAUGCCCAAGGAUAGUCUUGAUGUCGUCGUUCUUAUAUUUGUUCUUUCAGCAAUUGUUCCAGACAAGAUGCAGAAAGCCAUCAACAGGCUGAGCGGACUCCUGAAGCCUGGAGGGGUGAUGCUUCUUCGAGACUAUGGCCGAUAUGACAUGGCUCAGCUUCGGUUUAAGAAAGGUCAGUGUUUGUCUGGAAAUUUCUAUGUGAGAGGUGAUGGCACCAGAGUCUACUUCUUCACACAAGGGGAGCUGGAUGCGCUCUUCACGGCUGCAGGCCUGGAGAAGUCUCAGAACCUGGUGGAUCGCCGCUUGCAGGUCAACCGAGGGAAACAGCUGACCAUGUACCGCGUCUGGAUUCAGUGCAAAUACAGGAAGCCCCUCGUGCCCAGUGCCAGCCAAGAUGUGCCUGCUCCCCACACAACAUAAGCUCUUUGUGUUCAGGGCUUUCUAAGAAGAUACCUGUGAGGGUGGCUUGUUGAUGUUGGACAGCCUGGGAAUCCAAGUAGCUCAGAUACUGAGCCUAGGAACAAUUACUUUCUAAUAUUAAUAAUUGUGGCUUUUGGCUGGGCAUGGUGGUUCAUGCCUUUAAUUCCAUUAAGGGAGGCAGAGGCAAGCAGACCUCUAAGUUUGAGGCCAGCCUGGUCUACAGAGUGUGUUCUACGAUAGCCGGGACUACACAGAGAAACUCUGUCUCCACAAGCAAACAGAAAACAGUUGUGGUUUUUAUUUGGGAAGGCUGUUGACUUACACUUUCUCAAGUUCAUUUCUUUAUUAUUGUUUAGUGGGGGCGAGGCCAUGAUGAACGUGUGGAGUCCAGAGGACAACUUGCAGGAGUCACUUCUCUGCUACAUGUCUGUCCUGGAAUUCAAACUCAGGCUUGCCAGCAAACACUCUUGAGCUUUUCACUAGCCCUCAAAUUUUAAAGACUAGAAUUUUAUAUACAGAAAAACUCACUGUGUCUAAAAUGACCUUGAACUUCAGAUACUCCUGCCUUCACAUCUCUGGGUGGUGGUGGCCCACACUUUUAAUCCUGCCAGAAGCAGCGGAUCUCUGAGUUCAAGACCAGCCUGGUCUACAGAGUGAGUUCUAUGACAGCCAGAGAAACCCUGUCUCAAAGGGGGAAAAAAAAGAAAGAAAAUCUAUACAAGCACAUUUGUUCUGGGAGUUAAGGAUUUAAAACCAAGACUGACCAAGUGUGAUUGCUCACAGGAGUAAUCCCUGCAGGGCAAAGCUGAGGCCUGAAGGAUUCCUGUAAGAUCAAGUCUAGCCUGGACUGCAGUGUGAAACUCUCGGAAGGAUUUCAAAUAUGGCUCAGCAGUAGAGCACAAGUGCUGGAGCCCAAGACAUGGUAUUCUAUAACUCUAAUCCUAGCACGGGGGAAUCUGAGAUAGGAGAAUUGCCUUAAGUUCAAGGCCAGCUCAGGCUAUAUAGUGAAAGACUGCCUCAGCUCUCCCGCCUCCCAUGUGAUAGUAUUGUAUUAAUACACAGGUGUCAUGUGACUGUAGAAUGCAUUACAAGUUUUUGGAAACUCCAGUUUCUGUCGUAAUUGAUACAUAAGGACUGCCGAGUCAUAGGGGAAGAAGCAACAUGAGAAGUAUCUGUUGUAGGAUGUUUUGCUUAGAAUUUCAAAAUGCUUAGUGUGGUAGUGCGCAUGAGUAGUCCCAGCACGCAAAGGGCUGAUGCGGGAAGAUCUGUUCAGUGCCAGCCUGGCUGUGUGGGAAGACCCUGUCUCAAAAAGUAUCUUAAUUUUGGUAAGUAAUUACUUCUAGGCUCUUGAAAUCUAGGUUCCCUUUAUGCACUUCACUUCCAUACCGUGUCUAAGGAAUUUUUAGAAAUCCUUCACUUUUAGCAAAAUUGUCUCCUUUUCAUUGUGCCCUUAAAUAUUUGCUUCAAUAGCAAAUGGAGAAAACAUGGUCAUCUCACUUCACUUUGAAUGUGGUCGCCAUACACGUAGAGUUACACAUUUUCAUCUUCCUUUACAAUCGUGCAUGCAGCGAUGGGAUAUGUUCUUAAUUUCAGCAGAUAAGGGAUUUUCAGUUCUUCAUUCCAGAUUUUCAGUGUUCCCAUAAUUGACACAUAAUUAAAUGAUGUGCCUCUAAGACAGGCAUCUUUCCAGUUACCUAAAUGUUUGGAAAAUGGGGGUUCUUUCUUUCCAUAAGGAAAAAAAAAAAGGCUUAAGAGCAGGCUGAGUGUAGUGGUGCACACCUGUUGUUCCAGCAUUUGGGAAGCGGAGGCAGGAGUGUUAGGCCAUUCCAAACUUACAGAAAAGUUUAGUGUAAGAGCACUGCAGUGGCCAGGCAUGGUGCCACAGGCUCAUAAUCCCAACAACCCCUUUCUAAAAGCCAAGGAGGGGGAUUGCCUCCUGGGCUACUGAGGGAGUUCAAGGCUAGCUGAACAAACUAGCCCCUCUCAAACAUCUGAUGACAUAAGUCAGCGCUAGAGUGCUGGGUAUUUGCUAAGCCAUACGUUCAGUCCCCAGUACCUCGUCAAAUAAAGUUUCCUGUAAUACAUGAGGGCAGGUCACAAGGGGAGAUCUUCCAGCCCUGUGUAUUUUAAUGUAUAAUUUGUUCAACUGGAAACACCUCCUUUACCACAAAUACGUCUCUCACGGGUAGAACAUGGUGACAUUCCGACCAUCCGCACACCAUGCAAGCCUUUCUGAUGUCCUCAUCACACAAAAGCGCCGUGUGCAGCUGCAUCAUUACUAUGUUUAGGUCACCCAGAGCCUGUAACACGUCGUGCUCCCUCCCUUAACCUUGACAUCCUAAGAAUGCAUUUGUAAGUUGCCAGGCCAGCUUCAUUCGUGUUCCUGUGGGCAGGAACAGAAGUGAUGGGUACCUUUUAAUACCUCCAUUACGGGGGCUGGAAAGAAGGUGCAGCAGGUUCCUUGUAGGCAGCACCUGCUGCCAAGCAUGACAGCCUGAGUUCACUUCCCCAGGCCCCACAUGGUGGAGGGAGAGAACCAAUGUGUGCCCGCAGGCAUACACACAAAGUAAUAAAUUAUUUUUUUAACCUUUA